This is a messenger RNA of Epinephelus fuscoguttatus (brown-marbled grouper), 7311 nucleotides long. RefSeq names its product 6-pyruvoyltetrahydropterin synthase (gene pts). Gene Ontology annotation, molecular function: 6-pyruvoyltetrahydropterin synthase activity. NCBI's taxonomy places the organism in Eukaryota, Metazoa, Chordata, Actinopteri, Perciformes, Serranidae. The record is from RefSeq and is a predicted model, not a curated record. The coding region runs from base 69 to 578 and encodes 169 amino acids. Gene Ontology annotation, cellular component: mitochondrion. The transcript has 7 exons. Gene Ontology annotation, biological process: tetrahydrobiopterin biosynthetic process.
AGCAGAUCAUUUCAUCCGGCUCCUUCCGGACUCCUCUCAGAUUAUUUCCCAUCCCUCCCUCAGAGACCAUGGCUGGAUUCUCUGUGAGCGACAGCACAGCGGAGCGUAUCGGCUACAUCACCCGGACCCAGAGCUUCAGCGCCUGUCACCGACUCCACAGCAUUCACCUUAGUGAUGAGGAGAAUAAAAGAGUUUAUGGAAAAUGCAACAAUCCCAAUGGUCAUGGACACAACUACAAAGUGGAGGUGACAGUGCGCGGAAAGAACUGCUUUGGCUGCAUCCCACAAUAUCGUUGGAUUCACAUUCCCAUCAUCGUUAACCUCCAAAUUGAUCGUCUCACUGGCAUGGUCAUGAACUUGACUGACUUGAAGAGGUGCAUUGAGGAAGUCAUUAUGAUUCCACUGGACCAUAAACACCUGGAUAUAGACGUCCCAUACUUUGCACGUGUGGUCAGCACAACUGAGAACGUGGCUGUUUACAUCUGGGACAACAUGGUGAAGGUGCUCCCAUCCAACCUGCUCUACGAGAUUAAGAUUCAUGAGACCGAUAAGAAUGUUGUCAUAUAUAGAGGAGAGUAGAGUGAUGAUAUAGGCUCAUUACCAAUACACCCCUUGCCCCCACUACUCCGCCCUGAGCCAUCAGUUUUGCAUGUUCAUGUCUCGAUUCUCGUUGGGAUAGAAGGGUAGGGCAAGUUGCUAGAGCUACAUGACUCUCCAAACCAAAGUUUUUCAAAGGCACACUCAAAACUGAGUUUUAAGAAAAUCAUCUGCAAGAUGGCUGCACAAGCAGCAAAAGAAAAGGCUAUUUGUUAAUAAAGAUUUUAAAACUUCACAACUCUUCACUUGAAAAUCACCAGUGAUAUGCUGAUGUAUUGGUAGCUAACAACCCUAGCUAGCUAAUGUAGCAUUGCUAUUGCUGAUUGCAUUUCCAUUCCUACAUUUUGCAUUUCCAUGUUGCAUUCUGCCCCCCUUUGAUCGCAUAUGACAUCCAAAAUUUAAUCGUAAUUGAAGGCCAGCAGUGAAGUUGCUGCUCUUGUCAGCACCCUUCUAGCAUCGGUGCAGACUAGCAGGGUAGGAGCACAGGUUACUAACUUAAGCUGACAGAGUACCGCCAGUUGUCUGGUAAUAAAGCAGUGUUCUUUUUUAUUUAAUGGCUUGUCUGAUCGAUUGAUAACGUUAAACUUGUGAAUGAUUUGUGAGCGUCCAUGCUUUUCUAUCUCCAUUAGAUAUAUGGCAAGUGUCAUAGUGAUAAUAUAAUUAUUGCCAUAGUUAUAUGUGUUUUUACAUAAAAGUCAUGAUGCUUACUGAUGACAUAUCAGGGACUUGAAGGGUUGUGGGUUGUCCCAUUUAAUAGGGGAAGAUUCCAGCUGUUCCACCUUAUAACUCUGUUCAAAGGGACACUUAAAAAUAAGGGGUAAGGGUAAAAAUUAGAAAUAGCAUUGGGCCAUAAUUUGGUGUCUUAUAUGGUAACACUUGUCAUGUAUAAAUGUCAGUUUAUUUAACUUCACCAUGUGCCUACCGUUGACUGCAGACUUUGGUUAGCUGAAAUAAUACGGAUUUAUGAAGGCUGAUAGAUGAUACUUUACUGACAUUUGCAGUUUAUUAGACCACUGAUUUCCAACCUUUCUUGUUUGGCAAACCCUGAUUACAGUGUGCAUUUGUAUACAGUUCAACCAUAGAGUGAUUGUUUUCUUGUUUUUGUUUUUUGUAACACGUUUCUUUAUGCUUUACCUCAUGUCCCACUUGAGGGUUCUAACCCCCUGAUAGAAAAACCCUGAUUUAGACCUUCAGGAGAACCCAAACUAUGAAUAAACCAUUCUUAUACAUGUGGGGUAAAUAAUAACAUGUAUGUGCCUUUCAUUUUCAGUAUAUCAGUUCCAUUUAUCAGCAUUUUGCUUUAUUCCUGACAUGGACAGUUUGACUCUUUCAUAGUAAACAGUGUUUCAACUGUAACUGUAGAGGGUAGGAGGAAUAAUUAUUCUAAUAUGAAACCCCACAUUGAAAAAAAAUGUGAUGUGGUUGUGGAGAUUUUCACAGUGGCUCACCAGACUCCUUGUGAACUAGUGAAAUAUUGACACCUAGUGAUAUUAAACUGUACCUCUUUCCAGUUGUUGCAUUAAACCUGAUUGUAAAUGAUAGAAACCCUCACCUCCCCAGCAAAGAACACUUUUCCCAGAACAUCUUCAGCAAUGAUGUCAUAAGCUUCCCCACUGUGUCCUGUCUUCACAAAGCUUUCUACAGCAUGUGACAAAGUACUUAACCGGCUCAGGGACCUCCUGUAGAAGAAAAUGGAGACAAAAUCAGGAUAAAGAAAAUCUUGUCAUUUGAAUAGUGCCUAAAUAAUAAAUGAAUAAAUAAAUAGCCUAAAAUGCUCACUACAGAGCAUGGCCCUCUCAGAUGCAAUAAAUCCCUCUCUCUUUAGGGCCAGCUCCCACUGCCUCCUCCUCUCUUCAUUUUUGGGAAGCCUUAAAAAUGUGAGGAAGUGGCCAUAAAUAUAAAUAAUUGUCAAAAUUGUCCACCCUCCACAUGCCAUGUGGGGAUAAGCAUGAGCGACGUCCAACUAAUUAUCUGUGUAAGUAUAUUUUUUUGAUGCGGUCUGUGAUGUUGGAAGGUAUGCAUAUUAGAAAGUGAAACUGAUGGUGUUUCUGCCUUUUGAAUUGAAAAAUGUGGGCGAUAUCUGAGCACAUGGUAGUUAAUUUUAGCUAGCCUUGCAGCUAGCCAAUUAAUAUCAGAAGCUUAUAGCAAUUUUUGAAUUUUCAGCUUUUUUAUAAUUUGACAGCCUCCUCGAAUGCAGCAAUAUUUCCGUUAAGAGUGCUAAGAGUGUAUUUUAGCAUCAAAGUAUAUCAGAAUGGCAAUUACAUCAGCGGGUUGGGGGUGUGGUGCGGACAGUUGUAGUGACAUGGUGAAGUUUGUAGGGACACACCUGGCAGCAGAGCUCUCAGUCAUGAGGCAAGAAAGCCUUAAAAAACUUGUGCUGGUGACAGUGGCCUGCAAGUGGCAGACAGAACAUUUUCUUAGCAGCUGUGUUGAGAGGGUUCAUUAGUGUUUUAGCCUCAGCCUCACAGCUAAGGGUAAGCUAGCAGAGUGAGUGAGUGGGCUGUCAAGAGUGAGGGAGCAAGAGUCUUCGUCAGGGCAGGGCAGACAGGUGUGCCUCUUGCACGGAGCUGGGUGAGCAAUAUUUUUGAAAUUUGUAAUACAUUGCAGAAUGUUGUGACAGGAAUGAGCAGUCUGCUCCACCUUUGUGCAUGAAAGAGUUUUGAUGAUUAUUGCAGUUCUGGGACAGCAGAAAAAAGUGUUUUAAACACCUAAAAUAAUUAGUUUAAGUGUGUGCAAUAUCAGAAUAUUUUCACCACUGUGUCUUGCUGUCAGACAGUCCUUUCUGAUGGGGAACUGAAGGUGUAAUGUCCAUGUAGGGUCCUGUCAAACCCACCAGACUCCUUUCACAGAACACAGCAGUUUCUGGUCUACUGCUACUGCGAGCAGUUAGUCUGGGUUACUGUGUGACUUUUGUGUUUUAGCACAUUAGUUAAGAUCCAAACUAACAUUAGUUGCAGUGGGUUGUGUUAGCAGUAGACCAGAACAAUGUCCUGUGAGGUAAAAUUACAGGCAGGAGUCUGAUUGCUUUAAAAUGUGUGACUUGCAGAUUCAAAUCCUCAUCGGAAAAGGCUGUCUGAUGGCAAGAUAAUGCUGUGUGAAUACUCUUACCAUAGUGUACACUUAAAACUAUUGACUGUUUUCUGCUGCCUCCAUCCACAGCAGAGAAUUGCAUAGCUUCUGUUUAGGGACUCCUGCUUCUUCUCCAAAUUGUGGGCAAGUACCUCAUACAACCACACUGAAAUAAAUCUGAACAGUCACAUUGUAACAUAAAUAACAUACAUGUACGAUGAUAAACAAAUACUGUCCACUCAGUAUAAUUGUAUUACUUUUUAUUGAUUUUCUUCCUCUUAUUUUCUUCAAAGUAAUAUGUUGACCAGUCUGGCUACUUCAGCAGUGUUUUGCAUCAUCCUAGGAGAAAAUGACUCCAAAAAAUUAACCUUGCCUUAGGGAAUACAAGGCUCUGCUGAGGAACUAAAAAGUGAGAUACACAGACAAGGUGAAGUGUGAGGAGACUUUAGACUACAACUAGAAAAUGCAUUUCCUGUGGAAAAUGCAUGUGAUGCUGAAUUGAAGAAAAUGCUGCAAUGCUGAAAGUGCAGAAAUAUCAAAUUGCCACAAAUAUCUGAAAAUCCUUACAGAGUUGAACGUUGUGACAUUUGAAUGGUUUCUAUAGCUAAAGGUAUGUAGAAGUAGUAAGUAAUCAAAACAUAUACUUCAGAAGUAGUAGAAGCAGUACUACUACUGGUAAAGUAUGAGCAGCAGUUGCAGUAGUUCAUACUUUAAACAGCAUAAAAAGUAGAAACAAAGUGAAGUAUGAAUGUCCUUAAAGAACUAAACAUUUUGACAUUUGAAUGUUUUUUCUAGCUUCAAGUAUGCAGAAGUAGUAGUUAAUCACAAAAUGUACAGGCGUAGUAGUAGUGGCAAAAGUAGUAGAAGCAGCAUUGGUAAUAGCAAUAGUAGCCUAGUAGAAGUCAUGGUUAUAGUCAUCAUAUCACCAGUAUUAAUAUGAAUAUAUAUAGUAUAUGUCUGUGUGUUGGUGUGUCAGAGCACUAGUAGCACUAGUAUUACAGAAACAAGCAGAAACUGAAGGAGGUCUGAUCAGCUCAUCACAGUAUCCUUUAUCACGCUUCUAGGUGUUUAUCACCUGCUGAUAAACACCUAGAAGCGUGAUAAAGGAUGUUUAUAAACAUGCACACUGUUGCCAUGGUGAUUAAUGAGGGGCACCUGUGAGUGUGUCUGUUUGAAAGAGCCAUGAUCAGAACACUGGUUAGAACACAGAACCAGUGCUUGAAAAAGACAGUGUAGAACCAAAGUCUUUUAGGUUGACUGAGAAAUCGCAGUUUUAAAAAAAAGUCUCUACAUGUGGGCUUUGCUCAAACUUGAUGACAGAAAAUAACAUUACAGCCAGUGGGAGGGAGAAGGGACCUCUUGUUGCUUGAGGCAGAAAAUUCCUACUGCUUAAAUACAUAGCUAGAUAAACUUUAUUGUAUGUCACAAAGUGACAGAAAUUCAUCUUUGACAGGCUCAUAAGUACAAAUACAGAAACAUUAAAGCAACAUUGAAAGCACAAUACCAAAGCAUACAAACAGGGGAUGUUAAAAAAGCAACUCGUGUCUAUUUCUGGUUGUCCAAAGUGGUUAUUGCAGAGGGGAUGAAGGAUUUUUUGUAAAUGUUUUUCCAGGCCAGUGGAACCUUAUAACGUUUCCCUGAUGCCAGCAACUGAAAGCAGUGGUGGAGGGGGUGAGAGGAGUCUUCUGUGAUCAGGGUGGCUUUCCUUAAAAAGAUUCAUUCCCUCACUGUUACAAGUGAUGUUGUUGGUGUAAGCAGAAAAGAGAACUGGAGAAAAAAAACACAACCCUGGGGUACACCUGUGUUUAUUGUUUCAUUUAAAACCUUUAAAAAGCACCUGUUGUGGUCUGUCAUAUGAAAAGUUCCUAACCCAUAAAACCAGUGUGGGAUGAACUUGAAGGUCUAAAAGGGCAUACAGCAAGAUGUCUAUGUGCACAGUGUUAAAAGCAGUCCGUAAAUAAGAUCCUGAUGUGAGGGUGUGCAGAGUCCAGGUGUUUAGUAUCCUCUACACCUCGUUUUGCCUUGUAGGCAAACUGAAAAGCAUAGAUAUUUGCAUACCCAAAGUAAAGCUGAAAAUGUCUGGUUUUGCUUUAUUUAUUGAAUUAAGCCAAAUAUUCUUAAAAUCAAAAUUAAAUUGUAUUGUAACAAUUGUAACAAUUAAAAAUGUCACCUCCACACACAUAGGCCAACUGUAUGCAGUUUGUAGUUUUAAGCUUGAUUAAAGCCUAGUUAUGAAAUUUUCUUUAUCCAUUCAUCCAUCCAUCCAUCCAUUUACAUCUGCUUAUCCGGGGCCAGGUCGUGGGGGCAGCAAGCCAAGCAAAGGAUGUCCGAGCUCCUCACCCUAUCUCUAAGGCUGAGCCCAGCCACCCCCCUCUGUACAUUAAAAAGGAAAUACAAAACCAUUUAAACAAAUAAGCAAACUGUUUUACUGAAUUUUAUUUAUUAACACCCAAAGUUCAUGACCAUAGGUGAGGGUUGGGACAUAGAUGGAACAGUAAAUUGAAAGCUUUGCUUUCUGGCUCAGCUCACUCUUCACCACGACAGACCGGCACAGCGCCCGCAUCACUGCAGAUGCUGCACCGACCCGCCGAUCCAUCUCACGCUCCAUUCUACCCUCUCUCGUGAACAAGUCCCCAAGAUACUUGAACUCCCUUGCUUGAGGCAGUAACUCUCUCCCAACCCGGAGAGUGCAAACCACUGGUUUCUGACAGAGGACCAUGGCCUCAGACUUGGAGGUACUGAUUCUCAUCCCAACUGUUUCACACUCGGCUGCAAAAUGCUCCAGUGUAUGCUGGAUAUCACAGUGUGAUGGAGCCCACAGAACCACAUCAUCUGCGAAAAGCAGGGAUGCAAUUCUGAGGUCCCCAAACCGGACCCCUUCCUCCCCCCGGCUGCACCUCGAGAUCCUGUCCAUGAAGAUCACAAACAGGAUUGGUGACAAGGGACAACCUUGGCGGAGGCCAACACCCACCGAGAACGUGGUCGACUUCACACCAAGUAUGUGGACACAGCUCUCACUUUGGUCAUACAGGGAUCGAAUGGCUCAUAGCAGCGAGCCUGGAACCCCAUACUCCUGUAGUACCCCCCACAAGACCCCCCGAGGGACGCGGCCAUAAGCCUUCUCCAGGUCCACAAAACACAUGUAGACUGAACUCCCACGCCCCCUCCAGCAGCCUUGCAAGGGUAAAGAGCUGGUCCACUGUUCCACGACCAGAACGGAAUACUCAUUGCUCCUCUUGAAUCUGAGGUUCGACAAUCGGUAGGAGCCUCCUUUCCAGCACCCUGGAGUAAACUUUACCCGGGAGGCUGAGCAGUGUGAUGCCCCGAUAGUUGGAGCACACCCUCCGGUCCCCUUUUUUGAAGAUGGGGACCACCACCCCGGUCUGCCACUCUGCAUUAAAUUUUCUUUAAUGAUCUAUGAUUCUUUUACUUUGCAGCAUCUUCUCCCAGCCACCUCAUCAAAACAUAGCCUACAGAGUAGAUCCUCUUUAAAAAUCCAACCCAAGGGUCUUUUAAGAGCCAUCCUUCUCUGUUCUAUUCAUUUCACAACUUUGUCUUUCUACUUAUCCCUGUUUACAUCUAUCUGGCUCUUUUCUCUCUCUCUCUCUCUCUCUCUCUCUCUCUCUCUCUCUCUCUCUAGUUUCUA